AUGAAGGAUAAUGCGAACCAGGAAGGUCGCCCGGAGGAAGAAAUUAGCAAUGCCCCGAGGGAGACCAAUUUGAAGAAUUUCGAAAAGACCUUCAUCCACGACUGGCAGAAGGCACUAAGGCGCGUAGAAGAAGGAAGGAAAUGUUGCGAACACCUGAGUAGAAUCUUCCAGGAAAUUAUUUGCAUCGAAAAGGAGUAUGAACAGAACUUGAGAAAGUUGUGUAAUUCAUUCAAACAAUUUAGUGACGAAUCAUCUGGGAUUAAAAACGGAAUAGAGAGUCUAAAAAAAAACAUCGAAAGGAGAUGUGAGCAGAUAGCCGAUUUUAUUAACUGUGUCGAAAGUGAAAUAAUAUAUAGUACCCUCAACACUACGCUAAUUAAUCACAAAAAUGUAUAUGACCAGAUUAGAACAGAUGGAAUGGAAAGUGAUAAAAUGGUGGAGAGGACUAAAAGUGACACGGUAAAAUAUGUUGAAAAUUGUGUAAGUGCCUACGAGAAUUUAGUGGAUUGUAUUCACGUCUUUCACAAUAGUACUUACUACCAUCCGCUGAAGCGGAUUGAACUCUCCAAUGUUUGUAUACAUAAAUAUUUACUAGCCAAAAAGAGGGAGUAUGAAUAUAAGAACAUCAUAAAUAAUGUGAAUCAAGUGGAACUGGAAAAAGAGAAAAAAAUGAAAAGCAUUUUGUACUCUCUUGAAUCGAUGGACUACAAGAGAAUUUCAUGUAUAAAGGAUAACGUGAUGAAAUACUUAAUUUUUUUUACCUCCUAUAUUAGGAACGUGCAAUAUGAUCUGAAUGCCUGCAUUGAUGUGUUUAAAGAUGUGGACGCCGUUCGGGAGAUCGAGGAAUACUGCGAAUUGUAUUGUGCGAGGGGUGGCGCUGCUGGGAAGAUACAAUGCGAGGAUUUCUUCCUUUACAAUAAUAUUGUCUCGUGGCCAAUGCUAAUAGAUCACCGAAAUGAGUUUAACUCUGUUGGGGUGGGAUCUUCGUACGGUAGUCGAGGUGAUCGCCCUGAGAAGGACGACUAUGUGAGAAGCACGAGGAGUAAGUAUGGCAACUUAUUCUCCUCCCUCUUCAACGUUAACGUGUACAAGAAUUUGAUUCAAAGUGAGCACGGCGAAAGGAGGAGGGGCACGGAGAGCAAAGGGGUCACCAGUGUUUAUACGAAUAUUUUUAACGAAAUUGUUUUUUUUAACAAGAAGGAGGUGAGCGGCGGGGAGGAGAACGAAGCAGGGGAGAACGAAACGGGGGAGGAUGAGACCGGGCGUAGUGAUCCGGGUGGAAAUGCUGACUGGGAGGAGAACCCUGGCCAGGUGCCCAGACCGAGUGACGCAGUCAGCCAACGUAAGGGAGCCCUUCGCCGGGGGGAACAAAACGAAACAGGGGAAAUGCCUGCACAGACAGGCGAAGAGGAACCUAAUGAGAGUGAGGGCAAUUCGAUGGUGAGGCCGUUUCCACCAGGGGAAGUAUCCCCAACGGGGAAUGAGCUCGUAGAGGAUGGACAUGAUGUGGACCCAAAUGAACGUGGGCAGGUUGUUGAUCUAUCAGAUGGCACUGCCGCAGAGGAUUGUAUCAAAAGGGAGUUUGUUAAGGUGGAAAAUCUCCACGAGGGUGGCAUAAAUCGCGCAGAAGAGGUAGACAAACGGGGAAGAAACCCUGAGGGGGGAGGCCAUGGACAUAGUGUCAAACGUAACAGUGUGCACUGCGAGUCUGAUCUGAGUUACACGUACGUAAGGGACAUGCUAGAAAGGGAGGAGACGCAGAACGAGGACUCAGACAGCGGAAGAAGCGAAGUGAAUUAUACAAACCGAUUUAAAAAAAUGGAAAUUUUUUUUCAAUUUUAUUUGAAAAAUUUAUUUCAUGGAAAUUUUACGAAAAUAGAAGAAUUCAACAUAUCAUCAUAUUUCAACGUGUACAAUAAUCGAUUAAUUUUUUGUGAGUGUCUAAUGUAUUAUGUUAAGAAGGGGAAAACUUUUUUAAAAAAUAUGAACGGCAUGGUUAUAUUUGCAAGAAUUAUUUUGUCCUUUUUGGAUUACUGCGAUUUGUACUUUGAUUACUGGUGUUCCAUCUAUAUUUUGGUUGCUUCGGAAAAUUUUUAUUUUGAAGUGGAGGAAAAUUAUCACUUCGAUGUUAAGCAGUUGUUGGAGGAGUGCCAUUUUUUUGAGAAGUUUAAAAGGGGAAAGAGAGCCGGUAGGGGGGAGUCCCCAAUGGAGGCAAUCCAAAUGAACGCUGGUCAUGUGAAGGGAAGGAGAAAAGACACCCUUGCGAUGGACGAUUCUUUCAUUAUGGAUGAGGAUGGAAAUGGAAAGGGGGGUUCAUCUAAGCCACAUAACGCGCGGGUGUUCUCCAAGGUGAGUAUGACAAGUAGCAGAGUGAGGAGGAGGGUCGUGAAUAUAUACGAGAGUAGGGACGAUGUGGAGAAGGAAGGCGAUGUGGAGAAGGAAGUCGAUGUGGAGAAAGAGGGCGAUGUGGAGAAGGAGGGCGAUGUAGAGAAGGAUGACCAGGUGGACGACCACUUCACUGGUGACGCUCCUGCGCUAGGUGAUGUAGAGGGUAGCGGACAGGAACAAGUAAUAACAAGGAGAAACGGGUUCAGUGCAUCCAGGGAAGAACCUCCAAAUGAUGACUUCCCGGAGGAUUUGGAAAGGAAAGACCAAAGGAAGGAAAAUUGCGAACAAGAAGUGAACGCAGAAGAAAAGAAGAAUGGCGAAACGAAUAUUCCCAUGAGAGGUGACGAACGCGAAAUCAUAGAGACUAGUGGGAAGACCCCACGGAGGAAGAAAAUCCUGUUGCACAAAUUUGUGUAUGCCCACAACCUUUGGAACAACAUAAAGUUUUGGGAAGUGAGUCUCUUAAUUAUGAUUUCGGAAAUAAUCCAAGAAAGUGUUUUACUGGAAAAACUAAAAUACGAAAACAAAGAAUCGCUGAUUAAAAAGUAUUUUUUCUUUUUUAAAUAUUUUAAUUUCUACAAUAGUAUGAUUGACUUUGGAUUGUCAAUUAACCAAAUUGGUUUGCUCCUAAACAAAGUGUUUCACAGUUUUGACUUAAAGAAUGACCCCAUUUCUCGCAAAUAUUUUUUCCAAAUCAUUGACAUUGCCACGAAUAAAAAGAUCACUCUGAAUUAUAUUAAGACGGAUGUCGGUAAUUUGAACACGGAGUAUAAGAAGUACUACUUGCAGUACUACAACAACUAUUUGAAUGACGACAGUCGCCACUGGGGGAAGAAGCUUUGA
Molecule: messenger RNA, 3231 nt
Organism: Plasmodium inui San Antonio 1
Lineage: Eukaryota; Apicomplexa; Aconoidasida; Haemosporida; Plasmodiidae
Exons: 2
Coding region: 1-3231 (1076 amino acids)
Source: RefSeq, a predicted model, not a curated record